Messenger RNA from Besnoitia besnoiti, 3075 nucleotides. Its product is annotated as putative methyltransferase MTA70. Lineage: Eukaryota; Apicomplexa; Conoidasida; Eucoccidiorida; Sarcocystidae. The transcript has 11 exons. The record is from RefSeq and is a predicted model, not a curated record. Gene Ontology annotation, cellular component: RNA N6-methyladenosine methyltransferase complex. The coding region runs from base 1 to 3075 and encodes 1024 amino acids.
AUGUCCUCACACCUGCGUCAGCGCUUCCAGCAGCGCAAGCUGGUGUUCUCGGGCGCGGGGUUCCCUGCCUCAGCUCCCUCUUCUUCGGCGCCUAGCACAAACUUGCUGACGCCGCCUCUGACCUCGCUCAGCCGCAGCACCAGCGGGGCCAGCGGGGGGGCCUCCCCCGCUCCGUCGCCCGGCCUCGGCGCGCCCUCUGGCGACGCUCCGGGCUCUGCCUUCGCCGCCUGCGGCGGCAGGCCCCCUCAGGCUCCUGCGCGGUCGGAGGCCCGGCACUCCGCCUGGGGCGCCGACCGGGGCCACGAAGGAGACAGGCGAGACGACAGAGAGGGAGACAGGUGGGCGUCCGACAGAGGCGGCGCGGCUGCGCCGCCCGCCUACGGCGACAGGCCCGAAGCAGGGCGGGGCGCCGCCGGGGACACCGGCGCCAGAGAGGGCAGCGAAAGCCGAGACAGGGGCCGCGGCGGCGAGGAGGGCAGGGACGCCUUUUAUGCUCGCGAGGGUGAUCGGUCAUCGGCCUUUGCGUCGAGCUCGCGCGGACACUACGAUGGAGCGGAUGCGCGGCGGCUGAAGCGCGGUCGGAGGGAAGAGGACGAGCACCGCUCGUCGUCGUCUCGGUCUGCCUACCCAGCUCACGACGCGCGUCGCAGACAUGACGACACGUCCUCGCUCGCUGCACCGAAUGGGCAUCCGCAGAAGCCGCAGGACUCAUACGGUCGCGGGCCAAGUGCGGCGUCGUCUUCGAACACGUCAGGAGGCAGGCCUGCGGCGUUCCGCGGCCCUGGCGACUCCGCCGCCGUGCUCUCUGCGGCCCCCCACCAGGGCGUGGGGCCUGGCGCGACCCGCACUCUGGGCGCAGGCCGGUCUGGGGCCUUGGAGACAGGUGUCUGCUCUGCGCGGCAGGCGACUGGGGUGCGCGGACCUGCGCCCGCGCUGCCGCCGCUGCCGCAGGACCUUCCGCUGGAUCAUGCGAGCGUCGCGUCGCCGGCGGGUGGGAAGCUGCCGUCGUCCAUGGAGGAGCUGCUUCCGUUCAUUCUGCGGGCCCUGCUGCACCACCCCACAGUGUCUCCGUCGAUCCGGCGCGCGGAGGCAGUCCCCGGGGCGCCGCAGGAGACCGUGACCUGCUUGACGCGCACGGCCGAGUGUCACAUCGAGUUGAACGCGUUCGCGGCGCACCUGAAGCAGCUCUCGCGGGCCGCGGCCGCUGGUGGACGGGGCGUCUCGUCUCUGGCUAGCCAGCGGCUCUUCCGACCCGAGGCAGUUCUGCGCGUCCUUCAGUUCGCCGCCUACAGUGCGGCUCAGGAGGAGGGCGCCGAGGGGAAAAAUGGUCAAGGCGCGGAGAGCUCUCCUGGUGCGUCGGCGCCCCCAGUGCUGGGCGCCCUGCAUCCCUUUCCGUAUCCGCUUCUCUCGCUCUCCUCUCUCAGCUCCCUCACUGUCAUCAAGGCUCUGUUUCCUCUGCGCAUCUGCGCGGUGCUCUUCACGCUCCACCAACAGAGUCAGCAGCAGGCGCUUGCGUCUGCUUCCUCCUCGGCCUCCGCGCCCGCGAACGGCGGCGCCGCCUCGGGCCCGCCUCAGCAGGCUGCUGCAGCAGCGCCGACGCCGCGGCACGGUAUCCCUCCGGUGCGCGAGGUGCCUCCAGCCGGUCCGAGCCCGUCGCCUUCGGGGCCCGCGAGGGCCUCCCCCGCCCGGGCCUCCGCCCCCGCCUCCGCCGCCUCCCCCCCGCGCUUCCCGCCGUUCUGCGGCGGAGGCAGUGCGCAUCCGACCGCGUUGGGCUCCAGCGCGGUCGGCCCCUCUGGCGGCGGGGCGGCCCCGGGCGCGGGCGCAGGUGCGCCGAAGCCUCCUCCCCCACCGCCCCCGGCCUUCGACGACAAGAAAGGCGGGACCGGCGGAGACAAGGACGCACAUGCGGAGCUCCAAGAGGACCUGGAGAAGCUUCUCAGCGUGCCGACAGCUCUGAAACAGCGCGAUCUGGAUUCGGGCAGCGAGUUGACGUCGCUGCUCAGCGCCCCGACUGCGCGGCAGCAGAUGAUUAUUCACUCCUUUAAGAAUAAGGGGGGCAGCGCACUCAGAGAAAUCUGUCCGUUCGGCUCUCGCCUGGAGUGCUGCCGCGCUCGCAACGCCUACAAGCCCUGCACCAAGGUCCACUUCCGCCGUAUCGUCCUCGCUCACACCGAUAUCAGCUUGGGAGACUGCAGCUACUUGGAUACGUGCCGCCACAUCGAGACCUGCCGCUACGUGCACUACGAAGUCGACGACGCCUCCAAGGGCGAUGUCCUCAAGAAAAUGCAGGGCGAUGCCGCGGAUCCGUACGCCAUCGGCACCAUCUCUGCCGGCGCUCGCACGGAGUACCCUGCUCAGUGGAUUCGCUGCGAUAUCAGAACGUUCGACUUCAGCAUCUUCCGGAAGCUCAUUCGCGUUGUCAUGGCGGAUCCGCCGUGGGACAUCCACAUGGACUUGCCUUAUGGCACGAUGACAGAUCAGGAGAUGCGGAAUCUGCGAGUGGAUUUGAUUCAGGAAGAAGGACUUCUCUUCUUGUGGGUGACGGGCCGCGCGAUGGAGCUGGCCCGCGAGUGUCUGGAACUCUGGGGCUACACGCGUGUGGAGGAGAUUCUGUGGGUGAAGACGAACCAGCUGCAGCGCAUCAUUCGCACGGGGCGGACGGGCCACUGGCUGAAUCACUCGAAGGAGCACUGCCUCGUCGCAGUGAAGGGCAACGCUGCGUUCAACCGAAACAUCGACUGCGACGUCAUCGUCAGCGAAGUUCGCGAGACCUCGCGAAAGCCCGACGAAAUCUACAGAAUCAUCGAGCGAAUGGCGCCGGACUCUCUGAAAGUCGAGCUCUUUGGCCGCAUGCACAACGUUCGCAACAACUGGAUCACUCUCGGCAACCAGCUCAAGGGCGUCAAACUGGAGCACCCCUUGCUGUUGGAGCGGUAUAACGCGUUCGCAGAGAACGCUGGACUGCCGCGCGCAGAGCCGCCCUCGGCCUCCGCGGGCGCAGAGACUGAAGACAACGAGGCGAACGAGGGUGAAAAAAGCGAAGAGACGCCAUCUCCAGAGGCUGUUCAAGGAUGA